Messenger RNA from Thelazia callipaeda (thelaziosis nematode), 424 nucleotides. Lineage: Eukaryota; Metazoa; Nematoda; Chromadorea; Rhabditida; Thelaziidae. The record is from the annotation of a GenBank genome assembly.
AAGAAUAUUUAUUUGUUAAUAGGCUAGUAUAGUUUAUUAUACAUAAAUUUGUUUUAAGGAUGAUGAACUUAUACGGAAUUGUCGAUUAGUGCCUGCAAGCCUGAAAGAGCAAAAUAAAAUUCAGUGCUUACGUGCAAAUAUUCAUGACGAAAAUCCAUACCUUCGUGUUUUAGGAAUCCGUGUAAUCAAUAAGCCAUGCAUAACAAAUGCUGUUGUUCACUACCCACCAGCUAUCGUUUAUAGCAAUACUAAAGUUGAACCUAGUUCAGAUGGCGACCUUAGUUGGCGGCUUUCCGUUCCUCGAGAUUCAAGUAGUAAAAUAUUUUUAAAGCCUGCUAAUGCUCCACGUCAAUGGGCUGUUAUUGUGUUUCAAAAUGCUGUGUAUCGUAGAGAUAUUGAGUUAGUAUUAAUAUUUUGUGAUUGA